UCAGGUUCCAAUUUUCACUCUCCAAUUCCCCUACUUCAAAAAAAAAAAAAAUAGCAAAUAAUGAUUUCCAUUGAUUGUGCACAGAAACGCCCUCCGUCGUAAUUUCCCUGGGACAGUGAUUUCGGGUUUCAUGGACUGCAGUCCAUAUAUUCGAUUAAAUGUCACAAUGAUGUCAUAAUGAGUAAGGAUGCUGCUGUUGAUCUGUGAUAGAAAGAAAACAACACGAGAAAUUCUUGUUAAUUCCCUUACGGCUGCGUCAACCAAAAUUUCCUAACUUUCCUCCAAGUUAGCGCAUUUGGUCCAAUGGGCACAGGACAGGACAGUUUCUUCAUUUUCCUUUCUCCAAAAUUGGGCUAUGGUCUAUUUGCAGCCCCGCAAAAUUUGACAAAAUUGCAAAAUCAAUUAUUGUUUUUCAUUUUUUUUCACUACAGGACAUUGGGGAAGAAUGUAGUUGUCAACAAAAUCACUCUUUACUUGCGAGAAGUCUUAGCCAGCUGAGGACUUCUCUUAAUUGAAAGUAUGAUCAAAUUCGACACACGGUUAAAUUCAGUGAAGAGAAGACUAGAGAACCAGUAUGGAUUUUCAAACGUUGUUCCUGCAAUCUUUACUUCUAAUCCUCCAUUUCACACUUUCUUCCUCCAGGGACACCAUAGCCAUAAAACAAACCCUUCAAGAUGGCCAGCUUCUAAUCUCCAGAGAAAAGAAAUUUGCGUUAGGAUUUUUUAGCCCUGGAAGUUCCGGGUAUAGAUAUCUUGGAAUCUGGUACCACAAAGUCCGAGAGCAUAAUGUGGUUUGGGUAGCAAAUAGGAACCAUCCAAUCAAGGGCUCUUCAGGAAUUCUCUCCAUUAAUCAAUAUGGAAAUCUCAUUCUCUACAGCAAUCAUAGCCAGACAGUUCCUGUAUGGUCUUCAAAUGUCUCGGUGGAAGUUGCAGAUACUUAUGUAGCUCAGCUCUUGGAUUCAGGAAACUUUAUUUUGAUUGAAGAUAGAAGUAAAAGAAUUGUGUGGCAAAGCUUUGAUUAUCCGACAGAUACUCUGCUUCCAGAUAUGAAAGUUGGACUGUAUCCGAAGACUGGUCAUUACUUGACCUUAACAUCAUGGAAGUCAGCAGAUGACCCUGGAACUGGAGAUUACUUGCUUAAGCUCAAUCCAGCUGGAUCACCACAAAUCUUUCUCUCUGACGGUAGAAAAAAUUAUUGGCGAAGCUACCCAUGGCCAUUCAGAAGUUAUACAGGUGUGUGGAACUUCAGUUUUAUCAACAAUGAAGAUGAGAUAUACGUGGCCUACUUUCUUGCUGAUGCUUCUGUUAUCCUAAGAAUAGUGUUGAACUAUGUUGGAUUUAUUAAGCACCUGACAUGGCAUGAAAGUACUGGCAAAUGGAAGGAAUGUGUGUCAGAACCCAUUAAUCAGUGUGAUAUUUAUGGGCAUUGUGGUCCCUAUGGAAAAUGUGAUUCAAACCAUAUUAUUCAAAAAUUUGAAUGUAAUUGUUUACCUGGUUAUGAGCCCAAGUCCCCAAGAAACUGGCAUAUUCUGCGAGAUGGGUCAGAUGGGUGUGUUAGAAAGCGCCUAGACACUUCUUCAGUAUGUGGGCAUGGAGAAGGAUUUGUCAAAGUGGCAGAUGUUAAGAUUCCUGAUACUUCAGCAGCAGUUUGGGUGAACAUGAACAUGCCUCCUAUGGACUGUGAACAGGAAUGCAGGAGGAAUUGUUCGUGCUCUGCAUAUGCAAGCAUAGAUAUUGCUGGGAAAGGAACUGGUUGUUUGGCAUGGUAUGGUGAAUUAAUGGAUACCGUAGAUAAUAAGGAUGAGGGAUAUGACAUUUAUGUCCGUGUUGAUGCAAUUGAAUUAGCUGACAUUGUGCAAAAAUCAAAUGGUUCUCUUGGAAGGAAGGAUGUGUUGGCCAUUUUAGUAGUAUCAGUUGUUUCAGCUUGGUUUGUCAUCAUCUUAUUUGCAUAUUUGUGGCUCAAGAAGAAGAAGAAAAGAAGCAUGAAGAACAAAUGGAAUGAAAGAUUGCACAAUACAAAUGUUGAUGCAUACCACAAGGUUAAUAUGGUGGCAAAUGAAGUUCGAGGCAGCAUGAAUCAUCCAGACAUAGCAUUUUUUGAUUUUAAUACAAUACUUACAGCGACUAACAAUUUCUCUCCAGCUAAUAAGCUGGGACAAGGUGGUUUUGGCUUGGUUUACAAGGGUCAGCUGUCUAAUGGACAGGAGGUUGCUGUGAAACGGCUAUCCAAAAACUCAGGGCAAGGAAUAGAAGAAUUUAAAAAUGAAGUUAUGUUGAUCGCAAAGCUUCAACACAAGAAUCUUGUGAAACUGCUAGGAUGUUGCAUUCAGGAAGAAGAGCUAAUGUUAAUUUAUGAAUACUUGCCAAACAGAAGCUUGGAUUCAUUGCUUUUUGAUGAAACAGGGUCAAUCUUGGAUUGGAGAAGACGCUUUAAUAUCAUCAUAGGGAUUGCUCGUGGAAUCUUAUAUAUGCACCAAGACUCCAGGUUACAAAUUAUCCAUAGAGAUUUAAAAACUAGCAACAUUUUAUUGGAUGCAGAAAUGAACCCAAAAAUUUCAGAUUUUGGCCUAGCUAGAAUCUUUGAAGGAGACCAAAUUCAAGGAAAGACAAACAGAAUUUUUGGAACAUUCGGCUACAUGUCCCCAGAAUACGUGGUGUUCGGAAAAUAUUCAAUAAAAUCUGAUGUCUUCAGCUUUGGAGUUAUAUUAUUAGAGAUUAUUUCAGGAAAGAAGAGCACUGGCUUUUAUCAAGAGGAUUCUAACCUAAGUUUGAUAGGGCAUAUAUGGCAAUCAUGGAGAGAAGGGAGACUACAGGAGAUAAUUGAUUCCUCCCUAAAGGAUUCAUAUCCCCGUGAUGAAGUAUUGAGAUGCAUCCAAAUUGGGCUGCUAUGUGUGCAAGAAGAUGCUUUGGACAGACCAACCAUGUCAGCAGUCGUGUUAAUGUUGAAUAGUGAAAUUGCUCUUCCUUCUCCUAAACAAGCUGCAUUCGUUUUCAGAAAGUCCAGCAAUAAUUCUUGCUUAUUAGAAGCAGAAGAACAAUUUUGUUCAGUGAAUGAGUUGACAAUUAGUGAGGUUGCAAGUCGCUGAGUAUAUUGUCUCAUAAUAUCAUCUGAUCAUUUUGCUUUUCUAAUUUUUCUAGCCAUGAUUUCAUUUAGCAAGCUUUCAUGAACAGAGAAAGAUAUCAAAUAAUAAAUAGUUCAUAUCA
This is a messenger RNA of Hevea brasiliensis (rubber tree), 3203 nucleotides long. Its product is annotated as G-type lectin S-receptor-like serine/threonine-protein kinase RKS1. The coding region runs from base 575 to 3085 and encodes 836 amino acids. Gene Ontology annotation, molecular function: protein serine/threonine kinase activity; ATP binding. NCBI's taxonomy places the organism in Eukaryota, Viridiplantae, Streptophyta, Magnoliopsida, Malpighiales, Euphorbiaceae. The record is from RefSeq and is a predicted model, not a curated record. The transcript is spliced from 7 exons. Gene Ontology annotation, biological process: protein phosphorylation; recognition of pollen.